Messenger RNA from Racocetra fulgida, 965 nucleotides. Lineage: Eukaryota; Fungi; Glomeromycota; Glomeromycetes; Diversisporales; Gigasporaceae. The record is from the annotation of a GenBank genome assembly.
AAGAUCUUCCUCCUGAUCAUCCUAAUGCAAAAACCCAUCGAGAAGUAAUGUGUCUUUCUUGUCCAAAUGGGGAAAAAACCUGGCUUCGAAAAAUUGGAGAUUUUAAUACAUCGAAUUUGUGGCGGCAUGUUGAGAGUCAUCAUCCUGAUAAAGAUUUACGACGACAAGACAUAUUGGAAGAAUUUAUGAAUCAGAGUAACUCUUUACCUGAAUUUUCACAAGCAACCUUUCGUAAAUUUCUUGCACAAUGGGUGAUCUCUGAUAGUCAACCAUUUAUGACUUUAGAAAAUAUACAUUUUCGUCGUUUAGUAAAAUUGUGCAUCGCUCAUAUUAUUAAUAUAGGUGUGCAAGACAUUUUAAAAAAUCUAAAGGCAGGUGAAGCACAAACAGAGAAUGAUAUUCUGGAUAAUUUAAAUAAAUCAUUAAAUACUGGAGAAAUUAUUCCAAAACUUAGAAAGCUCAUUGUUAAUAUCAGAUCUUCUCCACAGCGUCGUGAACGAUUUGCACCAUUGGAUGCAAUUACAAGUUUAAAUAAAGAACUUAAAAUAUUUGAACUUAAUGAUAAUGAAUGGAAUAAAAUCAAAGAAAUUGUAAUGAUUUUAAAGAUAUUUGCACGAACAACUAAGCUAGUUUCUUCAGCAAAAUAUCCGUUACUUGCUUCUACAAUUCCAAUCUAUAAUUAUUUAAUUAACGAACUUGAAAUGCAUUAUAAUAGUUCAAACAACUCAAGUGAAGUAAUUAUUGCAAUGAAUGCAGGCUUAAAAAAAUUAAAGGAAUAUUAUGAAAGGACAAAUUAUAGUGCUAUAUAUUCUGUCGCGAUGGUGCUUGACCCACGGUUAAAACUAAAUUAUUACAAAGAAAAAAAUUGGGAUGCUAAUUUUAUUAACGGCAUUAAAGAAACUGUUGUUAAUCUUUAUGAAAACAAUUAUAUGCCAAUUGUUCAUGAAACUGAUAGCGAUCAAGAG